Messenger RNA from Equus caballus (horse), 1091 nucleotides. The record is from RefSeq and is a predicted model, not a curated record. Lineage: Eukaryota; Metazoa; Chordata; Mammalia; Perissodactyla; Equidae.
AUGGAACAAGCUCGUACUUUUCAGUCCGAGGCGCGUGUGUGUGUGGCGGGGAGAAGGCGCAAAGGGGAACACGACCGGGAAAGGUGGACGGGAGGCGGCGGGAGCGGGCCCGGGGACCGGGAGGGCGAAGAAACCCCCGGUGCAGAGAUGGGAAUGAGGGGCGGGGAGGAGGAGCCCCGAGGCUUUAAUACUCACUCAGUUUCGCAACUACGCCGCCCCCGCAGGCCGCCCGGCAGGGCCGGCCGGGGCACGGGGGACGCGGGCGGCCGCGGCGGCGCCCGGAGCCCGGCGGCCGCGCAGCGCCUGCCCGCGGCCGCGCACCUCCCUCGGCGGCGCUCCACGGGCCGCGCGCCCCGCACCGGCCCGAGGCCCCGGCUCCCCGGCGCGCCCUCGCCGCGCACCUCGAGGCCGGCGCUAGGUGAGGGUGGCCGCCCGGGCGCGGUGCCGGGGCUGCGAGCGCGCGGGCAGCCGCUGCACCGCGAGCAGGAGCCGCCCCCUGCGCCGCCGCGGCUGCCGCGGGCGGGCGGGCGAGGCUCGGCGGGGCGCGGGGCGCGGGGCGCGGUGCGGGGCGCCGGGCGAGCGCGGGCGGCCGAGCUGGCGGCCGGCGAGCUCCCGCGGCCGGUGCCUCUGGGCUGGGGGCCGGGCUGGGGGCCGGGCCGGGCCGGGCCGCCCGGCGGCUCCGCCCCUUCUCCGGGCGGCAGGCUGAGCGCGCGGGCGGAGCGGCGCGGGGGCGCCCCCCUCGGCCGGGCGCUCGGGUUACAGCCGCUGCUGCCGCCGCCGCCGGCCCCCCGCCCGCCCGCGCCCCGCCGCUUCGCCGGCGCCCGCAGAGAUGGGGUAACGGAACUGGGACGCCAGCGCUGCAUUGUGGGAGCUUUUAAAGCGGCGGGGAGCGCGGGGCGACCGCUGGGGCCCACCGGGCCGAGCUCGGCCCGCCACCCCCGCCCCGGCCACCCGGGCCUGCCGACCGGAAAGCCAGAACUGGACUGGGUCUGAACUGCUUUGCAGCUGGAGUGGCAGUGAUUCAGCGACCCCCUUCUCAGCAGCAGGCAAUGACAGAGGCAGGAGACGAAAAACAGCGAAUGAAUCAGCCG